AUGCUGGUAAAUUGGGAAGAAGUUGAUGUAUUUGUAGAAGAUGAUGGUAAAUUGGAAGAAGUUGAUGCAUUUCUAAAAGAUGAUGGUAGGUUAGAAGAAGUUGGCGUAUAUAAUGGUAAUGGUAAAUUGGUUGAUGUAUCUAUAGAAAAUGAUG
Molecule: messenger RNA, 154 nt
Organism: Entrophospora sp. SA101
Lineage: Eukaryota; Fungi; Glomeromycota; Glomeromycetes; Entrophosporales; Entrophosporaceae
Source: the annotation of a GenBank genome assembly